AUGGAUGAUUCUUUACAACCACCACCAAGACCAAUUGAAGGACCUCAUAUUAAAAAAAAGAAAAAAAGAGUUGGUCCAUUGACAGUUCAAGAAAUUAGAUGGUUUUAUAAAAAAAAUUCUGAAACUAAAUAUACACCAUUUUCAGGUUAUGAUUCAAUAAGUAUUGAAUUUCGUUAUCGUAAAAUUUUAAAUAUUGAAAUAGAUAAAAAAGGAUUAGAAAUAAAAAAAAAUUUUAUUGAAACAGAGGAUGUUAUUGUUUUAGAUGGUUUAUAUAAAGUAGAUACAACAUUAACAUAUAUAUCACCAAUAUAUUGGAAUGAUGAGUCUUAUCAAAUAUGUCGAGGUACAUGGUUUAUUGAAGAUGAUAUGCAACCAUUACCUAAUCAAUUUGCUGAAUUAAUUGAGGAUCAUCAUUUAAAAAAUUUUAAAGAUCAAAUAAUACCAGAUAAAGGAUCAGGAAAUGAAAAAGAAAGUAGUAAAAAGCCAUUUUUAACAUCAUUAACAUGUUUUGCUGAUGAAAUACGUUGGAAUUCAGUUAUUGAUAUAUAUUUAUAUAGUAAUCCUAAGGCAAAUAAAUUUAUGAGAUUAUUAACAUGGUCAAAAUCAGUACAAUUAUAUAGAGGAUAUAAUGAAGAUGCUGAAAUAAAUGAUGGUAAACCAGAAUAUACUGAUUUAAUGUUUGUUGUUCAUGGUAUUGGACAAAAAGGAUAUGAAAAUUUAAUCGCAAAAAAUACUCAACAAAUGAGAGAAAUAUUAAAUCCUAUGAUUGAGAAACAAUUUAAGGAAUGUAAUAAAAAACUUAUAAUGAUUCCAAUAGAAUGGAGAUCAUCAUUAAUAUUAGAUAAUGAUUUAAGUUCACAUAUUCUUUUAUCACGUAUGUCAUCAGUUCGUGAAAGUUUAAAUUCUAUUGCAAUGGAUAUAAUGUGUUAUCAAUCACCAUUAUAUAGAACAGAGAUUAUAAAUGGUGUCAUACGACAAUUAAAUAAUGUUUAUAAAAUUUUUAUAAAAAACAAUCCAAUGUUUAAAGGAAAUAUUUCAUUAUUUGCACAUUCAUUAGGUUCAGUUAUUUUAUUUGAUAUUCUUUCAAAUUGGUCACCAUUAAAAAUAUAUGAUGAAUAUGUAUCAAAAUCAUUAGAAUCAAAAUUAGAUUCACUUCAUAAUGAGGAAAAAGAAAGUUUAAAAAAUUAUAUUAAUGCAAGAAAAAAUAUGUAUGAUAAAAUAAUGGUAAAUGAUUUAUUAAAUGAACAAGAAGAAAAUCUUUUAUUUUCUGUUAAAAAUUUAUUUUGUGUUGGAUCACCAUUAGCUAUAUUUUUAGUUAUGAGAGGUGCAAAAGCAGAUAGUUUAUUUUUAAAAAAAGAACGUUUACAACGAGUUAUUAAUAUAUUUCAUCCAUUGGAUCCUGUCGCAUAUCGCCUUGAACCAAUGUUUCAUUAUUUAUAUAAAUAUAUUAAACCUGUUAAAUUAUUUCCAUCAACAGAUGAACGUUCCUAUAAUAGUUCAUACAAAUUGCCAUUAGAAAUGAUAAAAAGUUUUUAUAAAAAAUUAAAACAGGAAAAGGCAAGUAGUUGUACAAGUAAUGAAAAUACUAUUAAAGGUGAUGUUACUGAUCCAUUUGGAGAUGAUUUUGAUUCUGAUGAGUCAUUUGAUGAUGGUACAUCACCACGUUGUCAAUCACCAACAACAAUUAGUACAAUUGAAAUAAAUCCAUCAUCUAAUACAGUUGUUGAUACAGAAAUUCAUAAAAAACCAUGGUUUGGAAAAAAUAAACAUGGUAAGGAUAAUGAUAAAACAAAAGAGACAAUAGAUUCAAGUACAUUACAGGAGGAAUUAAAUAGAAUUGUUACACAAAUACCAUUACAACAUCAAUUAAAAUAUAGAAUUGAUUAUCAAAUUCAACCAACAUUAACAGAAAAAGGAUAUCUAGGAAUGUUAAGAGGACAUUUUUCCUAUUGGACCAAUCCUGAUGUCGUUUCAUUUAUAGGCAAUGUAUUGUUGCAACAAAAUAUUGAUGAAUUUGGUUUAAUUGAAGUAUCGAUGGAUGAAAGAUUAAACACUAAAAAUUAA
Molecule: messenger RNA, 2064 nt
Organism: Strongyloides ratti
Lineage: Eukaryota; Metazoa; Nematoda; Chromadorea; Rhabditida; Strongyloididae
Product: Phospholipase DDHD1
Exons: 3
Coding region: 1-2064 (687 amino acids)
Cellular component (GO): cytoplasm
Molecular function (GO): glycerophospholipase activity; metal ion binding
Source: RefSeq, a predicted model, not a curated record